AUGACUUAUCUAGAAACAUUGAAACUUGGUCUCAAUGGGCUAAAAGGGAAUAUACCAUCAUCUCUCGGAAAUUGUAGUUCUUUGGAAAUCUUAGAUCUGAGGAAUAACAAUAUUCAUGGGGGCAUUUCUACUUGGAUUGAAAACUUGAAAAAGCUUCGCAUCUUAGUAUUAAAGUCGAAUAUAUUUGUUGGGCAAAUACCAUCAGAACUAUCCAAUUUGCAAAAUCUUCAGAUAUUGGAUAUGUCAAGCAACAAAUUUUCAGGCAUUAUUCGAAGUGGUUUUAUGAAGUCAAGUGCAAUGGCAAAUCAGACAGAAAAUACAGAAACUAUUGAAUUAAAUACUACAAAUGUUGGUAGGAUUUAUAUAGAUAGCAUAAUCAUUAAGAACAAAGCACAAGAUAUGGAGUAUGCGAGAACUUUGAGAUUAGUAAAAUCUCUUGAUCUAUCAUACAACAAUUUAUCAGGUAAAAUACCUUGGGAUAUUGAAUCCCUCAAAGGAUUGAUAAUUCUAAAUGUUUCAAGAAAUCAAUUCAGCGGUGAGAUUCCAAAAUCUUUGGGAAGUAUGGUACAGCUAGAAUCACUUGAUCUUUCCAAAAAUGAAUUGUGUGGGGUGUUUCCUGCUGAGCUGCAAUAUCUUACAUAUUUGAGCUACUUUGAUGUGUCCCAUAAUAAUCUAUCAGGAGUGAUACCGCAAGGAGGACAAAUGAUGACAUUUGAUUCUUCCUCAUUUUCCAACAAUUUAGAUCUAUGUGGCCUACAAAUCAAUGUGUCAUGUUCAGAAAAUCAUAUUGCUUCUUCCAGUGACGAUGAAAAAAAUAAAGAAGUAUUUGAGGAAGAUAUAUGGUGGGAUUUGGGAAUGGGAAUGGGCUAUACAUUUGGAUUUUCAACUCUGAUUUGGGUGUUAUGUUUCAGCAAAUCUUGGAGUGUAAAAUGUUUCAGAAUUAUGGAUAAAAUUAUUGACUCCCUUUCUCAAACAUUCAAAGAAAAAUUGUAUCAACAGCUUAAAACUAGUUUGUACAAAUCUGAUAAAGCUAAUUUUUAUGCAUCUUCUGCCCAGAGUUACAUAGCUGAGCCACUUAUGACAGGAGGAGUUGUUUUACAAGGGCUUUCUAUGGAUGGUCAAGCAGAAAUUACUGGUGAUAGAAAGAUUGUUCAGAACAGGAGGAAGGAUGAACUGGUGGAUAUUGGCCCCAUUGCCUUGAAUGACUUACCCGGGCUAGUGAACUGCACAGAGCACAAGACAGGAAUAAUUCUUUCACAACGCCAAUUUACAAUACAGUGGACAGUGUUUCGAUGUUCCAGACUCAACAAUGCGGGGCUCAGACAACAAUCUUUGUUGGGAAAGCACAGGCUUAUUGGCUUUUUCAGAAUUGAUGCAAAUGGUAGGAAAGAUGUUAAUAAGAAUACUUCCACUUUAAAUAUUAAGGCUCAAGAUGCAGACACAAUGGGCAUAUCUUCUGUUUCAGGAUUUGAAAGUGCUAGUCUGAAUAAAAUGUUAAUUUCUUGCUUGGCGGGAAAUACAAAAUCAACAGUAGAAAGUAAUGCUGAUAGGAAGAUCGUUGAGAACAAGAGGGAGGAUGAACUUGCGGAUAUUGGCUCCAUUGCCUGGGAUGACUUACCCAAGCUACUGAACUGCACAGAGAAUAUGAAAAGAAGAGACACAGAUCAGUUCUCUCAUAGUAUCAAUUCAGAAUUCAGGUGA
Molecule: messenger RNA, 1701 nt
Organism: Cryptomeria japonica (Japanese cedar)
Lineage: Eukaryota; Viridiplantae; Streptophyta; Pinopsida; Cupressales; Cupressaceae
Product: receptor-like protein 19
Exons: 6
Coding region: 1-1701 (566 amino acids)
Molecular function (GO): protein binding
Source: RefSeq, a predicted model, not a curated record